UCCAGUCUUUCUUCUUCACACCACCCGCAUCCAUGGCUGCCUCCUCCACUCAGCCCCUGAACCCUGCUGCUCCUCCCUUUGUCCCCGUAGCCUCCGCCCUCCCGAAGCUCUGCCCCCCGGCUUCGUCCUCCCUGCCGGUUGGCUUUCCCCUCCCGCCGCAGUGCCUGCUCCCGCCGCCCCCGCUACCGCCGCCGUGCGCGUUGUCCGUCCCGCCCUUGCCAUGGGUGCAGGUGCCUCCUCCCCCUCCAUGUCAGGUAACUGUGUACUGCCGCCCGCUGUCGUGUCCGGUGACGGCGUACUGCAUCCCUCCGCCGCCGCGGCCACCGUUGCUAUCGGGGAAGAGCUGCAGCAGCACGGAAACCGUCGACGGCGCCAGUGACAAGUCUCUGAUGGCCGAGGAGGAAAACCGCCCCUCCCCUCGCUCUGUUCUCUCACCCAGGAGUCCCGCCUCCGUCUCGCCGCGGGCGCCGAAGCCGAGGGCGGCGCCUCGGCCUAUGGGCAGCAAGCCUGCCUUCGACCCAAGCACCGGCAAGACGUCUCUCAUGAUCUGCAACAUCCCCAACGGCUUCUCGAAGCGGAGGAUUAUGGCGAUUCUGGACCAGCACUGCGCCGAGGAGAACGAGAAGCUCCGGCGGGGCGUCGACGGCGGCGGCAAGGCCGUGAACUCGGAGUACGAUUUCCUCUAUGUCCCAAUCGACUUCAGAACGAAGUAUAACAAGGGGUACGCCUUCGUCAACAUGACGACGGCGACGGCGGCGCGUCGGCUGCACGCGUUCCUCCACGGCCACUCAUGGGCGGCGACGGGCUCCAAGAAAGUGUGCGAGGUCGUGCACGCAAGCAUCCAGGGUGCUGAUGCGUUGGUUAAGCACUUCUCCGGCUCCAAGUUCCCCUGCGGCAACGGGAACGAGGAGUUCCUGCCGGUGCGCUUCGGGCCGCCGCGGAGCGACCGCAGGCCGACGGCGGAGCGCGUGAUCGGCCAGGCGGUGGUCCGUUCGAGCCCGCCGCUGAGGCGCUGAGCAGGCCGUUUCGCGCACUGGUCGCCGUGGUCCGCUCUAUCUUGCAUUCUAUCCACGCUAUGCUAUGCCAUGGAUAGAUAGAACGGGAGAUAGACGACUUAUCAUAGGCUGGCUUAAGAAUUUACCUUGUAAUUUCCUUGCUUGUCUCCUUGUUCAAAUAUGCAUUGCAUCCUCGAGCUUUAAAUUUGAAGUUUGUACGAGUAUAAAAUGCGUCAGCUGUCUGAGUUAUUAUCUGGAA
This is a messenger RNA of Aegilops tauschii subsp. strangulata, 1254 nucleotides long. RefSeq lists its product as uncharacterized. Gene Ontology annotation, molecular function: nucleic acid binding. The record is from RefSeq and is a predicted model, not a curated record. Lineage: Eukaryota; Viridiplantae; Streptophyta; Magnoliopsida; Poales; Poaceae.